Racocetra persica is the source of this 262-nucleotide messenger RNA. The record is from the annotation of a GenBank genome assembly. NCBI's taxonomy places the organism in Eukaryota, Fungi, Glomeromycota, Glomeromycetes, Diversisporales, Gigasporaceae.
AUGUUAUAUUUUAAUAUUAGCGAUACGGAUAUUGAUUCUGGUUUGGAACAUCUUCCCACAGAAGAUUUAAAAAAUUUUCGGUGCUAUGUAAAAAAUCGACCUCAAUCAAAGGUAACUAAACUCGCCCAAAUUUGUGAUGGUGGAAUAAUUAUUAGUGAGAUUAACAAAAAAACUCUUACUCAAGCUCAACUCACCAUAAUGAAAGAAAAUGGAAUAGACAUUGACAAAUUGCACGAGGAAAAGGAAGAAGAAAUUAAUAUUG